AUGAGCACCCUGCACUUGCGAGAACAGGACCCGACCAACAAUGACUCGCUCGGUGAUGCUGCUGGAGGAGGAGGAGAAGGCGGUGCAGCAGCAGGCGGCAGUAGCAACAACAACGGCAACGGUGAGAAUAAUGGAGACGGUGAUGACAAAUCAGCGCGACGCGCGUUCAACGUGAUUGACAAUCAACUGCAAAAGCCGACUGUACCCGAUGUGUACCCUCAAGUACUCGCCGUUCCCAUCGCGCGUCGACCCUUGUUUCCUGGUUUCUACAAGGCUGUUGUCAUCAAGGACCCCAAUGUUACCGGUGCGAUUAAGGACCUGUUGAAACGUGGCCAGCCCUAUGUCGGUGCGUUCUUGCUCAAGGAUGAAAAUGUUGACGUCGAUACUAUCACCAAUUUGGAUCAAGUGCACAAGGUCGGUGUAUUUGCGCAAAUCACCAGUGUGUUUCCGGCCAAUUCCAAAAAUAAGGAAGAGGGCGAUGGUGGGUUGACAGCUGUACUGUAUCCACACCGACGUAUUCAAAUUACGGACCUUAUAAAUACGACGGGCAAGCCUGUAGAAGCUGCAGUGGAAGAAGUUAAGGCCGAGGAACAGGAACUUGCUGUCAAGGAAGCAGAAACUGUGGCAAAGGAAGCAGAGGCAGUAACUGAACAGUCGAAUACCGCUGCUGAAACUGAAAAGGAACCACAAUAUGCUACGUCGUUUCUGGCCAACGAGCACGCUGUAUCACUUGUCAACGUCGAAAAUAUGAUUGAUCCACCAUACGACAAAAAGGAUCCGAUGAUCCGCGCUGUCACUUCCGAGAUUGUUUCUGUGUUCAAGGAAAUUGCAUCACUCAACCCGCUCUUCCGUGAUCAGAUUGCCAGCUUCUCCAUGUCGCAAUCAGCUGGCAAUGUUUUUGAAGAGCCUGCCAAGCUGGCCGAUUUUGCUGCUGCCGUGUCCACUGGCGAACCACUCGAAUUGCAAGAAGUCAUGGAAACGCUGCCUGUCGAAGAUCGUCUACAAAAGGCACUUAUCGUGCUCAAGAAGGAGCUGAUGAACGCCCAACUGCAAAACAAGAUUUCCAAGGAUGUGGAAAGCAAGAUCGCUAAGCGUCAGCGCGAAUACUACUUGAUGGAACAGCUUAAGGGUAUCAAGAAGGAAUUGGGUUUGGAGAGCGAUGGCAAGGACAAGCUUGUGGAAGGAUUUAAGGAGAAAGCUGGCAAGUUGGUGAUGCCCGAGGGAGUGCGCAAGGUCUUUGACGAAGAAGUCAACAAGUUAGCACACCUCGAACCUGCUGCAUCCGAGUUCAAUGUGACUCGCAACUACCUUGACUGGCUUACUCAGGUUCCAUGGGGUCAACGCUCGCGUGAAAACUACAACGUCAGCCACGCUAAGACUGUGUUGGAUGAAGAUCAUUAUGGUCUUCAGGAUGUCAAGGAGCGUAUCCUCGAAUUUAUUGCUGUCGGGAAGCUGCGUGGCACUGUCGAAGGCAAGAUUUUGUGCUUGUCAGGUCCUCCUGGUGUUGGGAAAACCUCGAUUGGAAAGAGUAUUGCACGCGCUUUGGAUCGAGAGUUUUAUCGAUUUUCUGUUGGUGGUUUGACAGACGUGGCUGAAAUCAAGGGUCAUCGACGAACCUAUGUUGGUGCCAUGCCGGGCAAGGUUAUCCAGGCUCUGAAGAAGGUUAAGACCGAGAACCCGCUGAUUCUUAUUGAUGAAAUUGACAAGAUCGGUCGUGGUCACCAAGGCGAUCCCUCUUCCGCACUGCUCGAGUUACUGGAUCCAGAACAGAAUAGCAGUUUCUUGGACCAUUACAUGGAUGUCCCUGUUGAUCUUUCCAAGGUUUUGUUUGUAUGUACUGCCAAUGUGCUUGAUACCAUUCCUGGACCCUUGCUGGAUCGUAUGGAAGUGAUCCAAUUAUCGGGUUAUGUCGCUGAAGAAAAGGCUGCAAUUGCAUCCAAAUAUUUGGCACCAAGCGCACGCAUUGCCUCUGGCUUGGAAAAUGUCAACGUAAAUCUUUCUCCUGAAGCCGUGGAUGCAUUGAUUCGAAACUACUGCCGUGAAAGUGGUGUCAGAAACCUCAAAAAACACAUUGACAAGGUUUUCCGCAAAGCUGGUUACCAGGUCGUGGAAAAGGUCGCUGCAUUGCAGAUUGAUGAAGAUGUCAAGGUAGAAGAAAAGAAGGAACCGGUUACAGAAAAUGCCGCUGCUGGUGCCGAAAGCACGUCGGUAGAUAAAACAGAACACAAAGAAGAACACAAGCCUUUGUCCGUACCUGAAGACAUCAAGGUCGAUAUCACCGCCGAUAAUUUGAAGGAUUAUGUCGGCCCACCUGUUUUCCAAUCUGACCGUAUCUACGAGACUACGCCUCCUGGUGUCAUUAUGGGUCUGGCAUGGACAAGCAUGGGUGGCUCGUCGUUGUAUAUUGAAUCUGUGCUCGAGUCUUCAUUAACACCAAAGUCGACGCCAAACCUGUCCAAGACCGGUCAGCUGGGCGACGUGAUGAAGGAAUCCACAAGCAUCGCAUAUACCUACGCCAAGUCGCUCAUGGCAACACGCUUCCCCAAGAACAAGUUCUUUGAAAAGGCACGCCUGCAUCUCCAUUGCCCUGCCGGUGCAGUACCCAAGGAUGGACCUUCUGCUGGUGUCACCAUGGUUACUUCGCUGGUUUCUCUAGCCUUAAACAAGUCAGUGAGCCCCAACAUUGCGAUGACGGGUGAACUCACUGUCACUGGUCGCGUGCUCAAGAUUGGUGGUUUGAAAGAAAAGACGAUUGCCGCAAAGCGAUCCAAGAUUGAUACCAUUUUAUUCCCCAAGGACAACCUUUCUGACUGGGAAGAGCUUGCAGAUCAUAUCAAGGAAGGCAUGACGGGCAUUCCAGUCGAGUACUAUGAAGACGUAUUUAAAGUUUGUUUUCCAGAUGUUUCCAAGGACAAGGCUGAGAACGUCUGGGCCCAUGUGCUGAAACCUGAAAAUGAAGAAACAUCCACCACCUCCUCAUCCUCCUAG
Zychaea mexicana is the source of this 2988-nucleotide messenger RNA. RefSeq names its product Lon protease C-terminal proteolytic domain-containing protein. The transcript has 3 exons. The record is from RefSeq and is a predicted model, not a curated record. NCBI's taxonomy places the organism in Eukaryota, Fungi, Mucoromycota, Mucoromycetes, Mucorales, Lichtheimiaceae. Gene Ontology annotation, biological process: protein catabolic process; mitochondrion organization; protein quality control for misfolded or incompletely synthesized proteins. Gene Ontology annotation, cellular component: mitochondrial matrix. The coding region runs from base 1 to 2988 and encodes 995 amino acids. Gene Ontology annotation, molecular function: single-stranded DNA binding; ATP binding; ATP-dependent peptidase activity.